UUACUACCGUGAGCUGAGUGAGAUCGAUAAAGAGUGGAGGUCGCCAGUUCAGCCUCAAGAGUGAGGGGAGAGUCUCAGGCUUGGGAACCUUUUCCUUUGGACACAUAGCUUGAUAAAAGCAACACCCGGGUGUCGCUGAAGAAGCAUAGAUCGGGGAGUUUUCUUGGCCUGAGAAGUACAGGAGAGGAGAGUAGUGAUAGCAUGGCUUCAAAGCUUGUGGUUCUUGGAAUCCCUUGGGAUGUGGAUACAGAAGGAUUAAAAGAGUACAUGAGCAAGUUUGGCCCCCUGGAUGAUUGCAUUGUUAUGAAGGAUCGCUCAUCUGGUCGAUCUCGUGGUUUUGGAUACGUGACGUUUUCGUCAGUAGAGGAUGCAAAGAAUGUCGUUAACUCUGAGCAUAUUCUUGGAGACCGAACUCUGGAAGUGAAGAUAGCGACUCCCAAGGAAGAAAUGCGAGCUCCAGGAAACAAGAAAGCUACUAGGAUAUUUGUUGCUCGGAUUCCACAGUCUGUGGAUGAGUCAAUGUUUCGCAGGCAUUUUCAAACUUUUGGAGAAAUAACAGAUCUUUAUAUGCCCAAGGAACUGGGUUCAAAAGAACAUCGUGGAAUUGGGUUUGUCACUUUCCGAAGUGCAGAAUGCGUGGACAAUGUCAUGCAAGAAAAUCAUGAGAUUGAUGGUUCAACAGUUGUUGUUGAUCGUGCAACUCCGAAGGAUGAAGAAGUCAGGCACCCUCCAAGGAGGGGGGGAGGAGCACAGGGCGAGGGUGGUUAUGGCUCGUACAAUGCAUACAUUACAGCUGCUACCAGAUAUGCAGCUCUGGGCGUACCAACACUGUAUGAUCAUCCUGGACCAGCUUAUGGAAGAGGUUACUUGAAUGAGCCCCCUGUAUCAAGCAAAAAGAUAUUUAUUGGUAGACUCCCACAAGAAGCAAAUACUGAUGAUUUAUGGGAUUAUUUUGGCCGAUUUGGCAGAAUUGUGGAUGCAUACAUUCCAAAGGAUCCUAAAAAGAGCGGCCACCGUGGUUUUGGUUUUGUUACUUUUGCUGAGGAUGGUGUAGCAGAUCGUGUAGCGCGAAGAAGUCAUGAAAUUUUGGGACAGGAGGUUGCUGUAGACUCAGCUGCACCUGUUGAGGGUGGCCCCAGUCGAGGCGGUUACAUGGAACCACCUGGGCCAUAUGGAGCUUACAGCCCGAUGAUGUCUUAUGGCCAGUUCUCUGGCAGUCUUGGUUAUGAUACUCUGAACAUCACCGAUUAUGCUAGCUGGCAGCCGUUGUCAAAUAACCUGCCAUGGAGAACCCGCUUCACGGCGGAGCUCGACGUCACACGGGGUUCAUCCUACGGCAGGUUCGUCUCCGGCGUGCGCGACCAGCUCGUGCUCCAUGCCGGCGCGACGCGCCACCUGGAGCUCGUCUUGCUUCCAGCCCAGUCCGAGGACCCCGGCAAGGCUCCAUGGUUCGGCGUCACGCUCCGUUGCGGCUCCGGGCGCUCGGCGCUGCUCCGGAUACGCGCAGACAACCUCUACCUCUCCGGUUACCGGAGCUCAGACGGUCUGUGGUCCGAGUUCCUCGGUGGCUCUCUCAUCGCCGGCGCGACGCCGAUUUCGUUCGGCGAUAGCUACGGCGACAUGGCGAGAGUGGCCGAGACGGCACUCGAGGCACUCACCCUCGGCAAGGAGGAGCUCCAAGCCGCGGCGGAGCGCCUCACGGCCAGCGCCGGCACUCAGCAGGAGAUCGCAAGAUCGCUGAUGACCAUGUCGGUGAUGGUUUGUGAGGCCAUCAGGUUCAGGAGCGUCGGCGGCGCGCUCAGCCACAUGAUGUGCAACGCUGCCCGGCGAGGGGUGCUGCCGGCGCACAUGGUCGAGCAGGUGAAGAACUGGAGGAGCCUGUCCGAGUACUGGCUCGAGGCCGUCCUCUACGCACAGCCGUUCCUGCCGUACAUAGAGGCCGACGGCAGCCAGCACUAUGGCCACAUCCCCCAGCACCUGCUCGCGCCGGCGAAGAUCGACUGCCAGGACCACGCCAUGAUGGCGCUCGGCGUCGCGCUGAACCGGCAGAGGGGGCUGCAGGACAAGCACCCGGCGGCCUUCGACGAGCAUUGGCGCGCCGUGCGCGUCCACGCUCGCAAGCUUGACAGGGAAAGAGCAUCUGCAUCCGGCACAUGAGUCGGAGGCUUGGAGUAAGCUCUUUCCUAUACCUGGUAUAUUUACCUUUUUGGCUUGAAAUGUGACCCAUGUUACAGAAGUUAUUCUCCGGUAAUGAGCUAUAUCUGUAUCAGCAAAAAUGGAUUUACAGAACUGCACACGAA
Molecule: messenger RNA, 2300 nt
Organism: Triticum urartu
Lineage: Eukaryota; Viridiplantae; Streptophyta; Magnoliopsida; Poales; Poaceae
Source: RefSeq, a predicted model, not a curated record